Molecule: messenger RNA, 4043 nt
Organism: Asterias rubens (European starfish)
Lineage: Eukaryota; Metazoa; Echinodermata; Asteroidea; Forcipulatida; Asteriidae
Product: ankyrin repeat domain-containing protein 26-like
Exons: 40
Coding region: 61-3759 (1232 amino acids)
Source: RefSeq, a predicted model, not a curated record
AGCGAUGUCCAGACGGCUGAUGGAGAUCACAGCACAGACAUCGAUGCUGAUCUUCAUGAGAUGGAGGUUGCUGUUAUUCAGAAGCAGAGACAGGACCUUCAGGGAACGAGUCCGGUGCUGUCUGGAAGUAGAGCAAAUAUUAAUGCUAAUAAUGGAUUGGACUCGCAAGGAAAUACGACAGAGUUCAACCAAGGAUUAUAUGGUCAAAAUCCACGCAACCCGCUGCACUCAACAGCAGUUCUUAGGUCACAGAGGUCACCCAUUUCCCAUAAUCCACUUACCAAUGGUAAUCCUCAUGGUCUACGAUCAUUGCAACCAUCAUGGCAAGCAGUCCUGAGUGAACCAGACGGUCUGGACGCAUCUUCAACUGAUGAAGACAAUGACGAUGAUGCUACUACUGAGGAGCUUAGAGCAUCCUUCCUUACUCCUUACCUCUCAUCCACACCCAUCACCCUCAACACUAAUCAGAACGCUGGGGGUACUGCACAGAUUGAAGGGGCUACUGAUCCUACAGUCCUCUUGCGACUACAGGGGCAGCUGAGGGAGCAGAAGCGCAUUGCAGACCGUGAGAAAGGUUUGCGCCACAACGCAGAGGAUCAUUGCCAAGCUCUAGAGGGCGACAUUGAGGAUAUGCGUAGGAAACUUGAGGAGUCCAGUCACAUGAAAGCAGCACUGGAUCAACAUUUAUUAGACCUAGAAGCCAGGAUUCGAACCUUGGAACAUGAGAUGAGCCAGGAGGUUGAGAAGAGAAAUAAUGCUGAGGUUCUUUUAGAUAAGACCAAGGAACAACUCAUCCGCAAAGAAGAUCUCUAUGCACAUGAAAUAGAAGCCAAGCAGAAAGCUGAGCUAGGAGCUAGAAAUCUUAGUUUAGAAGUCAGAACAGCUCAGAAUUUAGUGAGACAGCUUGAAGAGGAACGUGAUGAAUUUCGUUCUCAACUCCUCCAUGAGAAGCAUGCCAGAGCACUUCAGGAGGAAAUGGUACAAGACCAACUCCAUGCCCAAGACGUCUUGCAUCAGGAAACUUCCAGAUUCUUCACAGAGAAGGCGGAGGCAGUGACUCGUCUUGAAGCUGCUGAUGAGAGUCGUAGAGUGGUGUUAAACCAGAGCGAUAGACUUAAGACUGAGCUACAUGCACUCAAGGUUGAGUUGGAGCGCCAGCGGAUGAGGCAUCGAGACGAUCAAGGAAUGCUGACCUCUGAAAAUGAAGAACUCGCCAACAAAAUUGAUGAACUCAAGAGUGAAAUUAGGGUGAGUGAAGAAGCCUUAGCUCAUGCUACGAUGGCCUUCAAUUCCCAACUCAUGGCUGUUAAGACUGAGAAUGCUAUGCUUCAUGGCGGCGUCGAGAAAGAGAUGAAUAAAUCAGACAAGCUUCAGACCAAGCUGGACUCUGUAGACAGGAGACUCAAAUCCACAUCACAAGAACUGGAGAAAGCUCAACAGGCGAGGGCUGAACUGGAGCGUUCACUUCAGAGGGAGAGAGAUGAAUGGAGCUUGAAUAGGGACAAGCUGGGAGCUGAGAUUAUUUCACUUCGAGACUCUUCACAGGCUACAACCAAAAAGUACACAACAGCAGAAAGCAGACUCCGUAGUCUGGAGAAGGAGCUUCAGGUAGCAAGUACAUCACUCAUGGAACGUAGUAACCAACUUGCAUCCCAGCAGCGAGACUUAGACAGUAGAAACACACGCCAGAACUCUCACGACACUCUCCUGCAAAGGGAAAAGGAGGAUAAUUAUAAGAUCUCUGCAAGAAUGGAAGGCAUGGUUGAAAGACUGAACGAUGCCCAGAAUGAGAUUGCCAAGUUACGUCGUUCUCUAGACACCACCCAACAGGAGAAGAUUCAUAGAGAUAAGGAGAUGAUGGAUGCUCAGGAGAAGUUUAGCAGUACUCUCAAGACACUGCAAGCUGAGAAUGAAAGGACUCGUACACUCUGGGAGGAAAGGAUGUCUACAUCAUCUGAGAAUGUCUCAAGACUGAAGGAGGAACUUCAACGAUCGGAGCAUAAUAGAAGCCUCAGGGAUCAAGAAAUUAGGCAGAUUCAACAGGAGCUGACUGAGGCACUCAGGAAAUUAUCAAUAUCAGAAGCCAAUUUGGAACUCGCUAGAAAGAACAAGAAUGAGCUCGAUAAGGAAAAGCAGCAUCAAGGACACCACAUGAAACAGUUGCAGGAUCAGAUCACAUCCAUGGAGAGAGAUCGACGGUCUCUUGAGGCACGGAUUGAAGAGAUUCAGAAUGACUUAAUGCAGACUCAGAGAAACAACUUGAACACCUCACAACAACUCAUGGUCACCCAGACAACAUUACAGAGAAAGUCUGAGCUUGAGGAGCGACUGCGAGACUUGGAGACAGAGAAUGCUAAGAUGGAGAUGGCCGUUAACAACGAGAAGGCACAGAAGGAGAGCUUACAAAGAGAGAUUCAAGAAUCCAAUAAGAUGCGGGCAGGUCUGGAAGGUUUGGUUUCUACUCUGCAGACCAACUCCAUGCAUAUUGAGGACAAAUUACAGGAGGAAACGGCCAAUCGUAGUUUGUUUGCCAAAGAAGCUGAAGAUCACAGAGGAUUAUGGGAGCUAGAGGUCAAGUCAAGGUCAAGGCUGGGACUCAGGAUUGCUCAGUUGGAAAGAGCUAAGGCUGAAGUUCAGGCUCAAGUAGACGAGGAGAAGAAGAAAGUCCGUAAGAUGGCGGAGAUGAAGAGAAGCUACGAGGAGAGAUGGCAGAAUGAAGUACAGAGAACACAGCAGCAAGAGCAGGAAAACAGCAUCUUGAAAGCCAAACUAAAGGCAGCUAAGAAGAAACUCAAGGAUUUGGAAGCUCCUGAGGUUCGCUUCAAUUCUUUGCAGACUGGAUUUGAAAGAGAACGACUGAAUAUGGAUGCAACAGUAGCCACCCAGAGAAGACAGCUUGAUGAUUUGAACCAGCAGUUGGAGAGGGAGAGUGCGAUGAGAGCGGAAACUGAAAUGAAGAAUAGACAGCUUCAUCAAGAAUUGUCAUCUGCAAAGACUGUUGAGAAGGGCAAGGACAAGCUUGAGAGGAGCAAAAGGAAACUUGAGGAAGAACUGACUCAGAUGAAGGUGUUGGUGCAACAGAACUUUGUUGAGAAAGGAGAGUUGGAUAAAUACAAACAGCAACUGGACACAAAGGCCAGACUAGAAGUGAAUGAGAAACUGGAUCAAGUGAACGCUUACUUGGAAGAACAGUCACAAGCUCGCGACAAACUUGAGAUGCUGAGAAACUCCAAUGAAAGUGAGCUGAGGAAAGAACAGGAAAACACCAUCAAUGACCUCAAGAAUGAAAUGAGUAGACUCCGAAGCAGUUACCAUGACAUACUUGCCCAGAAGGAAACAAUGGAGGUUGAAGUUACAAGGUUUAAGGAGCUGUACCAAGACGCAGUGCAGAAGCAAGACAAGAUGUCUGCCCAACAAGAAAAGACUCAAGAUAAACUGGUGGAUCUUCAAGCCAAAUUCACGAUUCAGAAGCAACGUAACAGACAGAUGUUAGAUGGCAGUCUUGAUAUAACACCUGGUAGGCAUCUUAGUAAGAAACCAACACAAGGACCUCAAAUUGACUCCAUCACUGAGAAGGUUUGGAGUGAGCUGGACAAAAGCAUAACUCGUCACCUACAAGCAGCACCAACUGAUGUCGGAGCAUCACUGGCUGAAUUAAGAGCUGGCUCACUGAGUAGAAGUUACGAUGGAUACAACUCACCACUCCGCCAGGAAAACAACCAGUAUCUCGCCACACUUAGAAAGAACUAUUUCGUCUAGUCAAUCAUUACAUGUAAUGUUGUGUGUUAACCAAUCCGACAAAAAGAGUCUGAUUCAACUUUAAGUGUCCAUUUCUUUACAGUCCUCUGAAAUGUGACUUUGCAAAAAGUCUUUUGUUCAAGUAUUUAAUCGAUGUAUUGCCGGAGAUUCUGCCCGUCUUCUUUCAAGUUUUCAAAUGUGCAAUAACGAACCUAUGUCACUAUCCAACCAUUCGGGCCCAAUUUCAUUGAGCUGCUUUAAGCACAAAAAAUUGUUAAGCACAACAAAAUUAUGCUUACCAGAAU